Melanotaenia boesemani (Boeseman's rainbowfish) is the source of this 2595-nucleotide messenger RNA. RefSeq names its product muscle segment homeobox 3 (gene msx3). Gene Ontology annotation, biological process: regulation of transcription by RNA polymerase II; embryonic morphogenesis. The transcript is spliced from 2 exons. The record is from RefSeq and is a predicted model, not a curated record. NCBI's taxonomy places the organism in Eukaryota, Metazoa, Chordata, Actinopteri, Atheriniformes, Melanotaeniidae. The coding region runs from base 320 to 1090 and encodes 256 amino acids. Gene Ontology annotation, cellular component: nucleus. Gene Ontology annotation, molecular function: DNA-binding transcription factor activity, RNA polymerase II-specific; RNA polymerase II transcription regulatory region sequence-specific DNA binding.
GCUGCCACUGAUUAGAAGUUUACAUCUGUCAAAACACCGAAGUGCACAAAAUCAACCACAUCUUUGCUUUCUAAACUCCGGCCUAUCAGAAAUUGCUUACAUCGAGUCACGUGAAGGCAUCUAAAGCCUGAUAGGCAGGCGGCGAGAUGAGAGGGUAGCUUGUGGCACUUCACUGAAGGGGAAGCAAGCCGUGCGUAAAACCUGAAGUUUACCACGCAGCUGCGCAACAGUGGAGGAAUCUUAGCGAAAGUACUACUCUUCUGGUGAACACACGAAAGCGAUAAACAGUAGCGACGAAAGCAGCAGGAAUAUUGGUUGCAUGGCACCGCAGUCGUGCGUAAUGAAUCCUGCGCAGGGGUCACCGCCCUCGGCUGCUCUUGGGGAGACAUGUCCUGAGGAUGGAGAUGCUGGUCAGUUUGGAACUGAUGAGGCGGACCUGUCAUUUGUUAGAAAAAGUAAAACCAAAAGUUUAGAACUACCUUUCAGUGUGGAAUCCCUGAUAUCGGACAGGACCCCUCCUUGUACAAGCCUUCCCUCCCCCGAUCCUGGCUCCGGCUGUGGACGGACAGAGAAGGCUGAGUGUGCAUCACCGAGUGGAGUUUUUCGGUCCAAAACGGAGUCGAUGGACGUCAGCGACAAUGACACAAGAGACUGGUUUCAGGGUUCUUACGCAUCACCUACAAGACUUCCUAGCCCGACCACUUGCAAUCUACGGAAACACAAGAACAACAGGAAACCCAGAACUCCCUUUACAACCUCUCAGCUGCUUUCUCUGGAGAGGAAGUUCCGUCAGAAACAGUACCUUUCCAUCGCGGAGAGAGCGGAGUUUUCCAGCUCACUAAACCUCACAGAGACCCAGGUGAAGAUCUGGUUUCAGAACCGCCGGGCCAAAGCCAAGAGACUGCAAGAGUCCGAGCUGGAGAAGCUAAAGUUGGCCGCAAAGCCGCUGCUCCCGGCCUUCACCAUUCCCUUCCCCUUGACCGCACCUAUGGGCGCACCGGCCUUGUACGGAGCCCUGAACGGACCGCGGCCUGCCUUACCGGUACCUGGACUAUUCAGUGGACCUUAUGGGAUGUAUUACUUUUCUUAAUUUUGAUUGGUUAGAAGUACAGCCGUUACAAAUGCCUUGAUACAGCAAAUAACCAAUAUUGAAAAAAAGUCCAUCAUGUGAAUUGUUUUUAAAUUUAUUAUUAUAUAUCAUGACAGGUUUUUUUCUUAUAGUGGAAGAUCUAAAGGUGUUCCUUUUUUUACACAAACAUUUUCACAAAUCAGUGGCAUAUUAAUGUCAUUUAUUGAAGGAACAGAGGUAAGGCAAGCAUGUUAACACGACCGACAUGUUUAAAAUUUACAGGAAAUUUUUUAAUUAAACCAUAUUUUGUGAUAAUUAUUAACAUCCCGUAAACCUUCGUGGCAGAGCUCAUUUUCCAUUGAAAUUUUUAGACUUCUUAGCAGUUCUCAUAACGGAGGUUCUCUUAAAUGUUUUAGCCCAUUAAUUUCACAACAGAGGAUAUCAUGAUUAUUUAAAGGCCUCUAAUUUUGGACUGAGAGCAAUAACUCACUGCAAGCAUUAAAAUAUCCAUGUAAUUUCCCCCCUUUAAAAAGACAUUCUCAUUCCAGAUCCAUUACAAAACAUUUAAAUAACAUUUCAGAUAAUAGGACACAUUGAAGGAUAACGGUUUAUUUUCCAAAUUUUUCUUAAAAUUAAUAAAUAAUAUGAAAUUGACCUCACAAGUAAUGUCUCUGAAGCUUGACAGAGCGCCACAUUGGACACGCAAACAGGAUCUAGAAAUAGAUUAAUUGCAAGCUAAAAAUAGUCAGUCAAACAUUAAGUCUUUCAGUUCUGUAGACAUGUCAGAUGUAUUUAUAUUUUUUAAUGGAAGAAGUGGACUGUAAGAAAAAUCUAGAAAAUACAAAACUAAGUCUUCCUUCAAUCACUUAAGACCCUUACAGUCCAAAGUUAUGAACGAUUUGUAAAAAUCUGCUAUCCUUAAGCAUUUAAUUACAUACUAAUACAUAGUCAAUUUUUGUGCUAAAGGAGGAGAAUUAUCCCACAAGUCUUACUGACAAUGCUUGCAGCCUGUGGACAAGCAACAGAGAUAAACUUCAAGUACAGUAUAUGGAUUAUUUAAAAUAGCUCACAAGUGCACUUCUACAACUUCGUGGGACAGGCUAAUACAAGCUUACAGGUGCCUUUGCAGUUUUGAUGAGAACUGUGUGUGUUUCACAAGUUUUAUCCUCUAGAGUAUGUUUAUCUGCUUUGGCUCUUAAGUGCUGCACUGUGACUUAACUGAAAACCAUGUGAUCUUAAGAAGUCAAAUAACAAUAUGUAGGACCACUGUUUCCACCAUGAAUAUCUGCAUUUCAGCUAAACAGAUAUCUCUGCUUUGUUCUUUGCCCUAAAAAAUGUUUUUGCACAGAGUUCUCAAGAUCAUUUAGUUUUGGUACUAAAUGUAAAUAAAGCCUUGUCUAUUUUGUCCCCAUUCAUUUAAAGUGCUAAACAUGACUGACAGAGUCAUCAGUCAUUAAUGUACAGUGUAUUUUGUAUUUCAAGGGUGAAACAUGUUUUGUAAGACUAUUAAAAGUUUAUUAUGUAAA